Mercurialis annua (annual mercury) is the source of this 444-nucleotide messenger RNA. RefSeq lists its product as uncharacterized. The record is from RefSeq and is a predicted model, not a curated record. Lineage: Eukaryota; Viridiplantae; Streptophyta; Magnoliopsida; Malpighiales; Euphorbiaceae. The transcript has 4 exons. Bases 1 to 444 code for a protein of 147 amino acids.
AUGGGGAACGUACACUGCUGGAGCCAGAAACUUCAAGAAGAGGAAUUACAAGAACGUAUACUGGAGGCAGAAACUUCAAGAAGAGGAAUGAUAAGGAGGUCGCAACGUAGAAAUGGGGGAUCUACUAAAAAAAAGAGAACUGGGGUGAUACGCAGUGCUGUGGAAGUAUCAGUGAGAAAUUUGAAAGUCACGGUAACCGUUAAGCACUGUUACUACCGGCGGACGAUAUGGAGCAGAGUGCUCAAACUCCUAAACAAGUUUGAUAUAGGAGUGACAAGAAUUAACGUAAAAACCAAGAAAAACAAAUAUUCUAAAGGGAAAAUCCGGGGUUUUUUCCCAUUAAAUUGCCACCUAAAUAUGUUAUUCCCAAAUAGUGUCCCCUUAUGGAAUCCGCAAGUAUUGAAUCCGCAAGUCAUACUUGCGGAUUCAAUGACCAUCCCUUAA